UGAAAUCAGGCUAGGUUCUUCUAUACAUCUAAAGCAUAGUUUGAGUUGAAUUUGGUCAAGUACCAUCACAAUUUGAGUUGUCAAUUGACCCUAUAGUGAAACCCAAUUUGCCGGUUGUGAUUAUAGGUCAAAUCAAAUACAUUAUGCAGACUGAUAUGUACAUUAAUCUAUAAAGCACAUUUCAAAGUUAGAAAGCACACAACAAGCAUUAAACAUAGGUACAAAUGGAGAGAGAAAGUAAUCAAUUAUAACUGCAGGGGCAUGCCAAACUGACAUAAUAAAGAAAUCAAGCAAGCAGAAACAAAUGAGUGAAAAACAAAAACUAUUGGAUUUCAGUAUGUUCUCGAACACAGACCAAAUAAAUACCUGUAUAAGAUAAGUCAAAGAAGGCAGUAUAUUGUCAACUGGGCAUACACGUUUUCAGAAUUAUUAACAAAAGUCAGAUAAAUAAUGGAAGUCUCGUAUACGUCAAAUGAAUUCUCGAGAAAGUAAUAAUUCAUUGACUAGAGUUAUUGCUUGUAAGUAUUCAUCAUAUUCACAAGGUGAACUAUCCACUGAAUGCGCUGCCUCCCUGUGGUUAUCUCACGACACUACUCUACGGCACAUGCGGUUGCUAGGGGCGCCUGAGUGACAACAGACACCAGCUGUAACGGUGACUGGACAAGUGGAGGAAGAGAAAGCGUCGACAGUUAAUGAUAAGAAAGCGAAACUUUUUGACUUUAUUUCAUUAUUGUUAGGUUUUUUUGUAUUUAGUGACCUUGUGAAACUGAAGGAACAUGGCGAGCGCUCUUAGUACAGUUCUAUCUGAGAUGGGCUGGGAUGAGCGCUUUGCUAUCCCCGAGCCAAACGCUGAAAACAAGGCUUUGAUAGAGGAGAUUCGUAAAAAAGAGGCGGCAUUGGUGCAACUGGAAAGCAAAGUUGAGAAAAACAAGGAUCGAAAUAAGGCCCUAGUCAAUAAUCUCCAAAAUGCCAAACAAGAGCUGGAAAAUACAGAGGCUCUAUGGAAGGCCAAGGAAAGAGAGGAAGAGUUAGAGAAACACCUUACAGCCCUGGCAGAGAGGGAAAGAGGUCGUCUGGCACAGGAGACUGCUAAGAUGGAGAAUGACAAUAGAUCUUUAGCAGAGAGGAGUAACAUGCUAGAGAACCAUAUCUUCAAAGCCAAGCAGAAGCUGGAGGAGUUCAGGAACCAGAUGAACUGGGACCAGCAGACCAUGGACGCCUUUUUAGAGGAGUCAGCACGUAAAGAUGAGGAUACAAUGGCUAUCAUCAAGUACGCUCAGCAAGAUGAACAAAGGAUCAAGUCACUCACUCUGGCCAUAGAGAAGAAGACACUGGAGGCCAAUGACAAGCGCAAAGUACUUGACAAAGAACUGACUGAGACUUUAUCUGCACAGAUUGCUUUAGAUAAAACUACAGAGAAUUUGCAGCAGGCCCACCUUGAGACAAAACAGCUCAUCCACCAGUGGGAAAACACCAUCAAACAGAUGAAGCAGAGAGACGCUGAGAUGCAGCAGUGUGCGCUGCAACUUGCCCAAGCCGACCAUAACAUUAGGGAAAGAAAUGCCACUAUCACAGAAUGGAAGCACCUGCUGGACACUGAGAGGAGCAACAACAAGGAAACCGAGAGGAAGAUAACUAUCGCCAACCAACAGGCUGUAAAGCUACGGCAGGAUUUAAUGGAGCAGGAGAGUCACUGCAGGAGGCUGCAGGACGAGCUGCUGAGUUGUAAAGGCACUCUGGACAGAACAACAUCAAAUGUGGAGUCUGUGAAGUCGCAAAUAGCCAGACUGAAGAAAGACAUCCAAGAUAACAAUGAGAAACUGAAGCAGGCCAGGACCUACAAUGUGGCUCUGGAAGAGAAGCUGAAAGUUGUGACUCAGACCGCCCUCAGUGAGGAGGAGCGAGCUGAACAGAUGGACAAGUUCUUCAAGGACGAGGAGCAGGCGAUCAAGGAGUUGGAAGUCCAGCUGCGUGUCUGCAGGGAGGAGCUUUUCCAUGGUAAAGAAAACUUGCAGACUCUGACAACAAAGGAGAAGAAUUCUAUCACCCAAGUUUCCAGGAGCAAAACCACCAUCACCAGCCUGGAAAGCCAGCUAAGAAAACUAGAGAAUGAAUUAAUAAACCAGCAGUCCACCCUGCACAAAAAGGAAUUUGAGAUUCACCAAAUGAGUAAUAAACUUGCUAAGCUGCAAGGUAACCUUCACGAAAGUGAAAAGCAAGCCAUGGGUAAGACCAUUGCUGAGCUGACCGAAGCCCUGGAGGAGAAAAAGAUGAUGGCAAACAUGCUAACAAGUGCACUCAAGGAGGCGGAGGAUGAUAUUCGCUACUUGAACAAAGAGAUGGCAAAGUCAGCCGCUCAGAAAAGGGAUCUGACCGAGAAGAUGGAGGAGCUCAAACUGCAAAAAACCACCAACGAAAAAGAGCUGAAGAGAAUCAGGCUCAGGAAACAGGACAACAUGGUGGAGCACAACAUCCUGAAGAUGGAGUUGAAGCGUAAGAGGGAUCUGCUGUACAACAAGGAGGACAGCGUGCUCUCCUUAGAGAAGAGGAGGCUGGAGCUGCAGAGAGCCAUAAAGGAGCGAGAGGACGAGAUCAAAGUCAGCAGGGAAAUGCUCGGCCAGCAGCUCAAGAUUAGUGAGCAGGAGAGGCAGAGACUCAGUGCUGAGCUGAAUGAGAAACUGUCCAAGAUCGAUACUAUGAAGAAGCGAUAUGAGGUGGUGAUGCUUACACUGGGAGCUCCUGAGGGGGAGGAGGAGAAAUCUCAAGCAUUCUACAUCACAAAAGCUGCACAAGAGAAGGAGGAGCUAAAGCGGAAGGGAAACAGUCUGGAUGCUGAUAUCCGCAAGAUGGAGCUGGAAAAUAAAGCUCUGGAGAACACCAUCCAGUUAUUCAACAACUGUAACUCUGACUUUCGAAAGUCUCUUAGUAAAGCAAGUGAAGCCAGUCCAGAGAACCAGGAGAAAGUCAAACUUGAACAGCAGCUGAGGGCCGCUGAAGAGACAGUGAAGUUUAAGAGAAGACAGAUACAAGAGCUCCAACAAGACUUACAGGACAUGAACAAUACCAUGGAGAGUCUGCUGCAGCAAGAGCAGGUGAAGACAGAACAGAUCGAUCACAAACAGUCACUCAUUAGUAAGCUGAAGAAAGAAAUUGCAUCCCAGCACGAGAAAAUCGACAGAGCCACGAAGCAGUGUUCUAAACUGACCAAAGGGAUCCGCUCUGCAAAAAACACCAAGACUGAGACUUUUGAGGAACAGGACAUCAGGCUGAGGGAGCUGAUCGAAUUCAACAAGAGUAUCAACAAGAUGCUGAACGAAGCCAUGGAGGACAACCCCGACCUGAGAUCAGUGCUGGAGAAAUACUUCCUGCAGGCAAACAUGUGUCUCCCAUCUCCAUCUUCCACUCCAACGAGCCACCGGAGCUCCAAAACGAACUCUGCUUGCAGCUCAUCCUCUCUCAGGUCUGCUGGAUCCUCAGCAGGCAGCAGCCCCAGGGCCUCUGCACUGCACUCCCCCGUACUGAAAACUGUGGAGCUGGGCCUGGAUCUGAAUGUGACCUCUCCUCCUUGUACCUCCUCCAGAGGCUCCAGCUCUGCCAGCAGCAGCAGCAGCAGAAAGUUGAAGAACCCGUAGUGUGCUGCUUGUCGGUCUACUUCAUGUUUUAUUAUCAUUCCUUAUUGACAGAUGUGGAUGGAGAUCAACUAAACACCUCAUGAGAAAGAUGGUUAUGGUUACUUUAAGUGUCCUAUAACUGUAUAACGACAGGAUGGGACAUUUUAAAAUGCCUUUAAAAAGAUUGUUUGGUACAUUUAAAAGUCUGUUAUGAGUCAUUUUCUAAUUGUAAUAUUACUCUUACUUUUUUGUUUGUUUGGGUAUGUAUCUGAAUGUAAUCCAGCCUGAAGCACAGUUGAUUUUCACAAAAUAGCCUGGAUAUGUUCACAAUGUGUCAGUAGACUUCUCUCUUCUAAUUUGAAAUGAUUCAUUUGAUUUUGCUUGUUUAAGCUUAAGAAAAACUUUAUUCACACAUAGAAAAAUAGCUACACAGGCACUUGUGACCUUUGGACUAGAGGAUAAUAAUAAAGAAAAUCAUAUUCUUAGAAAUAGUGGCCAUGACACAUUAAAAUGAGGGGCCUUCUCAUAUUUCAUUGACCAGUGUGGGCUGUCUGUCCUACAUUACAAGUGUCUCCUCUUGAGGGAGAAAAUGUAUUGUAGUUCACAGCCACACCUUCUGGAUAAGUUUCCACUUCCUUGUGUGGAACAAAAAAAGCCAGAGCCUUUGACGGACCAGAGGACGCUUCUUCUCUCCAUAAAUUUCACUCUUUGAAUUUUUUAUAAUCUGCAAAAAAACGUAAACAUGCUGCUGCUGAUCCUGUUUGCUGGAUGUUUGACCCGGUGUGCUGCACAGACAGAUGUUUUCCCAGUGUCUCAUCCCUUCUCUGAACCAGAGACGUUGACCAUGUCUCCGUUAGAACCAAUUGAAGCAACAUCUACCCUUCAAACAACAGAUUCAUCAGACUAUGUGAUAGUGAUCUUUGAGACAGUUGUUCAGUCCACUCUGGAGCUAAAUGAAACAACAGUUGCUCCAGUCUUAAACCAGCUCCAAAAAAUCAUCCAGGGGAUCCAACCAGGUCUGGACUUCAAACCGACAUUAAAGAAAAUCACCAAAGUCUGAAUCCUUAACUCACAAAUGUGUAUUUGAUCACUUGUCGUGCAGGAGCUGGACUAUAUUAAGACUUCAAAAUGAAAUUCUCAACAAUGAAGUUUAUAUAAAGAAGAUCUUGAUGCAGAGAUUUGAAUGAACAUUUCUUCCUUUUUCUGAAGAGUUGCUCCUGAGCAUUCAA
This is a messenger RNA of Labrus mixtus (cuckoo wrasse), 4840 nucleotides long. It is a transcript of the gene ccdc39, whose product is annotated as coiled-coil domain containing 39. The record is from RefSeq and is a predicted model, not a curated record. The transcript is spliced from 24 exons. Gene Ontology annotation, cellular component: axoneme. The coding region runs from base 777 to 3632 and encodes 951 amino acids. Lineage: Eukaryota; Metazoa; Chordata; Actinopteri; Labriformes; Labridae. Gene Ontology annotation, biological process: inner dynein arm assembly; cilium movement; cilium-dependent cell motility.